Panicum virgatum (switchgrass) is the source of this 1452-nucleotide messenger RNA. Its product is annotated as calmodulin-lysine N-methyltransferase-like. Gene Ontology annotation, molecular function: calmodulin-lysine N-methyltransferase activity. Lineage: Eukaryota; Viridiplantae; Streptophyta; Magnoliopsida; Poales; Poaceae. The record is from RefSeq and is a predicted model, not a curated record. Gene Ontology annotation, cellular component: cytoplasm. The coding region runs from base 83 to 1045 and encodes 320 amino acids. The transcript has 9 exons.
UGGAUCAAUCUCUCUCUCUCUCUCUCUCUCUCGUGCUUCUUCCAAACGAACAAACGAGACCCCGCAUCUCGAGCUCCCUCCCAUGGACUCUUCCUCGUCGCCGGCGCGGCUGCAGGCACCCGCUCGAUCCCGUGGAUCCUCCAAUGCCUCUCAGCGGUGGGGCAUCCUUCGCCACGCCGUGCUCGCUCGUUCCUCCUCGCGCGCCCCAGAAGGAACUUCUAGGGACCAGCAUAUCAAAGAUGGUACCAUCAACAUUUCAAGAAAGGCCUCACGUGGCUUUAACCUGAUUGAAUGCCAUUCAUUGCCAAUUUCGCAGCUAACAAAAUCACUUGAGAAUUCAACUGAUGGAAAUGAAAAUGAUUUGGGAUACCAAAAGGAUGUUUGUGUAUAUUAUAAGCUGCCUUGUGGAGGUUCCUCUAAACUUAAUCUAGUAUACAGAAGAGAGGAUUCCCUUGAACUAAAUGACAUGGAAGCUUCGAACAGAUACAACAUUGAUACUACUGGACUAGUAUGUUGUUGGCCAUCAGAAGAGGUCCUUGCCUACUACUGUAUUAACCACUCAGACAAGUUCAGGGCCAAGAAAGUGCUUGAACUUGGAUCUGGUUAUGGAUUGGCUGGGCUUGUUAUUGCAGCCUGUACAAAUGCUGAUGAGGUUGUUAUUUCUGAUGGAAACCCGCAAGUAGUUGGAUAUAUUCAGAAGAACAUAUCCAUCAAUGCAGAAACUUUUGGUGAAACAAAGGUUAAAUCUAUGAUACUGCAUUGGGACAAAGAGCAAGCUUCAGGAAUGUUGAAUACUUUUGACAUCAUUGUUGCAAGUGACUGCACAUUUUUCAAGCAAUUCCAUGAGAGCCUUGCCCGGACAGUCAAAUCCUUGCUGAAGCAUUCAGCAACCUCACAGGCCAUUUUCCUAAGCCCCAAAAGAGUGCACCCUUCUCGAUCUGGCGUUUGUACAACUGCUACUGGAGUAGCAUGCAUUAGUUGGCCGUGGAGUAUAACUUUGGUGCUUUGGCAGCUAUCUAUGCUUCAUCGUGGCCUGUUUGUCUAAUAAGAUAACAGCUUGCAGGCUGUUGCAAAAUCUUCAUGGUUGCUGACUGGAUGAAAGCUAUCUUCAGAGAUGCCAGCAAGGGUUCAUGGAAAACUGCCUAGCUCCUAAUGCUUUUGAACUUUGUUACGCCAGCAAGUGCGUGAUCCACAUCCUUCUGCAUCUGAGUUUAUUCAUGAGUGGAUUCAGAAUUGUUUUCAUCAUAUGUUACCUAUCUCGGUUCAUAGAACUAAGCACGUUAUAGACCUCAUGAACCUUUUUUUAUGUGAUUGCCUUUAUUUGGUCUUGAUGCAUCUGAGCAUAUCAAAUGCUCAUAGUUAUAGGGAACAAUCAAGAUACGGUGUGUAACUGAAUGAGUACUCUCUGAAGGGUCGUCAAGGCGUAGUCAUCCCAGUGAGACUUUCGGCAGU